AUGGUGAAUCAAACCCCCCACAUCGUCAUCCUAUCCUACGAUGAACAGAAGAUAAAAAAAUGCGUAUCAUAUUUGACAAGCAUAUUUGAACCCCUAGAAAGUUACGAAAAGGCAGAUACCUAUAACCUCAUAUUUGACCGGAAUAAUUCUCACACUGACAAUGGUUCCUCUUUCGCUUUUAAACAGAUUGCCAAGGUGGCCAUUGUAAAUAAGUACUACAGUGCCGAGGUUACUAUUUCUUCGUGCGUUAUUCAAACUGGAAAGAAUGACAUUCGUGUAGAGCCCAAUCCGCCAAAUGUGGAAGGGAUUGAUGAAGCAGAAGACUUGUCGCAGAAUGAGAUGAAGGAACUAGACGCUAAGGAUAUCCCCUGUGAAAGUGUCAUAUUCCUCUUUAGCAAUUUCAGCAAGAAGGAAAAAAAUAUCGUUAAUUUAAACCCAUUUAGGAAAUACGACGAGGAGUGUGUAGAAUACGUUAAGGAUCCAGAGACCCAACAAAUGAUACCAAAUGCUAAUUUCGAUUUUUCAAAUAUGUAUAAAGAUGUGGGGAUUAAAAUUGCCAUUUUCCCUUCAUCUCUUGAAAAAGACAAUAAAGAUAUUGUUAGCUUUUUUAGCGACUAUUUUAUUGAAUGCCUGUACAUAAAUUAUGAAUCGGAUUUCUUGGCACAAUAUGAUGAACACGCACAGGGCGAGGGGGAUGAUUCCAACUGUGCAGAUCAGGGAAAUCAAAAUGUAAAAGAGCAAAAUAAUAUAUUAAGAGAAUUUGAAGAACAAAAAGAUGAUGAAAGGUUGAUAGAAGCACUGCACUGCCAUAUGUGGAAGGGGUUGCAGAUUAAACGGGACAAUUUGAUCAUUCCACCUAGGGGUGACUUACCGUUGAGCGAAACCUUCAAGGGUGAUAAAACUGCGCCAAAUGCAGAGAAAACCUCCCAGAGUGAUAGAACUACUCCAGAGAAAGCAGCCAAAAUGGACCCAAACGAAACGGAGGCGAACGGUAAGAAGACUCCCGAAGGACAGAAAGAAGAACUCUUCAUGGAAAACUUCAACAAAAUUGUGGAAAAAAUGAGAAUAGCAAAAAUGCAAAAUCAAAAUUGCAGCAACCAUUCUGCACGGAGAAAAAAAGCAGAAGAAAUUAUUUUCGAACUACAGCAGUAUUUCUGUGACAUUGAUGAGGAGUAA
Messenger RNA from Plasmodium knowlesi strain H, 1176 nucleotides. RefSeq names its product conserved Plasmodium protein, unknown function. Bases 1 to 1176 code for a protein of 391 amino acids. The transcript has a single exon. The record is from RefSeq and is a predicted model, not a curated record. Lineage: Eukaryota; Apicomplexa; Aconoidasida; Haemosporida; Plasmodiidae.